UUCUAGCCCCUGCAACAGGAUACAAUGAUCAAUGGAGUCAAAUGCAGCACUGAGGUCCAGCAAGACAAGAAAAGAGAUGAGUCCUUGGUCCGAUGCAAGUAGAAGAUCAUUCACCAGUGCUCUUUCUGUACUAUGAUGUGCUCGAAAUGACGGGAAGUACUCUAGCAAAGCAUUGUUUUGUAGAAAGUCACAUAAUUGAUUUCUCAAGGAUCUCAGAGAGGAAGGGAACAUUAGAGAUAAGUCUGUUGUUAGCUGAUGGAAGAGAAGCCUUCCAAGCAGGUAUCGGGGCCCACUGCUGCAUCCAAGAUUCCUACAUCUAUGGAGGGGUCGGCACUGGUUGAAGGCAGGAGAUCAUACAUUUUCUCUUUGAUAAUCAGAAUCUAUUUUUCUCUAUUAAUAAUGAGUAGUAAGAUCCUUUUGCGUUACAGAGAGACUUCCUUUAGGUUUUAAGGCUGUCUUGCCAAACAGGCCUAGAUCCAUUUGAUUUGGUGGAACGCCCUAACCAUUCAAGUUUCCGCGCAGUUUGCUCUAAGUUCCGGGUUUGAGGGUUAUACCAAGGAGCAAACUUCAUUCUUGUUGCCAUUCUACUUUCCAGAGGAGCAAUAGCGUCAAGUGCCAUUCUCAAAGAGCCUGUAGCAGUAUCAUCGAUCUGGGACAGACUGAAGUUUUCAGGAAUCAGGAAUCAGGAAACAUUUAUUGCCAUAAUAUGUCAGACAUACAAGGAAUUUGACUUGGCGGUUGGUGCAUAACAGCAGACAGUACGAGAGUGGACUACAAGACAACAUAGUGCGAGGAAUAAAAUAAAAUAUAAUGCUAUGGGUUACUUUCACAGGAGUCUUCUGAUAUGUUGAGACAGGACACUGAACUUAGAGCAGAAGGAAUGGGUUCUUUAAAUGAGGCUACAGCGGUAUCCGAUAAGCAUCGACUGUAGAAACCCUUGGCAGGAGGAGGAGAUUCCGGUAGUAGAAGUUCAAAGGUUAUCAGACAAUGGUCCGACUGUGACAUCCAUCACAUCAAAAGGUUUUUUGAUUUUUGGGGAGUUCUUCCUGUGCUGAUAUCAGGGUUUCGGGACAGAGGUUGUUGCAUGUGUACAGACUGUAAAGCCCUUUGAGACAAAUUUGUAAUUAUGCACUUAUUGUACGUCGCUUUGGAUAAAAGCGUCAGCUAAAUGACAUGUAAUGUAAUGUAAUGUAAUGUAAUGUAAUUUGCAAUUUUGGGAAAUCCGAAAUAAAAUUAAAUCUGUCUCACUCAUGCUGACCGAUCUAACAAUAGCCACACAGCAGCAGAAUGGAAACAAAUACACAAUGGUUACAAAAAAACGUUUAAUGCACUCUAUGGAAGCUACGUAUUAACAAGUACAAAUACAAAAGGUUGCCCGAAUACUAAUAAUAACAAGCAGUAGCGGUAACCAAACAGAACCCCAACGCUGAAUACCGUGAGUGCAAAACGAGUCGAUAUGAAAAAAAACAACGAGCCUCUCAUCUGUCCGAAGAGAUGGAACAAUCACAACUAAGUUGUGACAGAAAUUCUGACUCGGGUGACUUGCACUGUUUGGAGUCAGCCAGGGUUUCUUCUGAAUGAAAUGAAAUGGGUCCAUUAGUAAGCAGGAGUCGAUCGCUAAUUAGCACUUUUUCUGUUCCUAUGGCCGACCGUGCAUGCGUGGUGACCUGACAUUAUUUUGUUUUCCAAUGCCAGGCGAUCUAUGAACACUGCCUUGGUGAUCGACCUGAUCCCCCUGGUCCAACGCAUACGCGCACUCACAAAGUGCAACCCCCCAGUGGACUGAUUAGGAGUAGCAGCUACUUUUAUAGAAAUGCAAUGUCUUUCCGUAAUUCUCACAAUAUCAAAGUUAUCCGGUGGGCCGCACUAGACCCCCGGCAGGACGGAUUUGGCGGGCAUUGAGUUUGACACCGAUACUUUAUAUAGUUGGAGGGUCUACGAUGCCGGGAAAAUACACAAAUGAAGAAAACUUGCGAUGAACCCUGUGCGAACAUCAAGGGGAAAGUUUGUUGACAUGGUCACCGUAUUUUUACAGGUUUUAGCAUAUAUGAGGAUUAAGUUAAACCUCAGUGAACUAUUAUGAGUUUUCUUUAAAAUGUUUGUAUUUAACUUCUCAGCUUCAUUCAGCUCAGCUCUGACCUUCUUAUUUGCUCUUUAGCAGCUGAAUCUAAAAAUAACCCCAGGCUAGACAGUUACUAACUGUCAACCCGUUUUUUACAUUAAACAUGGUGCUGCACGUUCAUAAAAGCAUGUAACAUAAGAGGUCAGCUGACCAACAAGCUCAUAUUUCAGGUCCUAAAAUAAACAUUAAGUAACUAAACCCCUUCACAGUGACAUGUGCAUUCUCCAUUACAGAAAGAGGAUGAACUGACAGAAGACACAGAUGAGUUUGGAGGAUUAACUUAAAUUCUGGAAUACAGUAUAUACGCCACAGCUCCACCAUGUCGGCCAACAUAUCCCGCUCUGAGGCCUUGGAGGAUUAUUCUCUCUACAGUAACCUAAAUGAUGAAGAGCUUCUGCAGCUCGCCAUUGAGCGCAGUCUGACUGACACACCUUACAAUACUUGUGAUCGCAUGACUUCUAAAACUGCCUACAAAACUCCUCCCCAACCCAACAGCAGCAGCCUGAACCCUGAGGCCAGAGCCAGGAAUCCAUCAAGGCACAGCUCCCAAAAUCCCCAUGCCAACUACAGCUCCCACAAUGCAACCUCAGCCCAAGCCACUGCAAACUACAGCUCUCCAAAUCCUCCAAGGGAGGAGCUUCCCGAUCUAAAGACGUUUGACGGGACAGUCAGUCAUUUCAUGACGGGUUCUGGGAAGCGCAUGGUGGAGUACCGCAGAACUGACGGCAGUCUGGUCGUCAUCGCUCCAGAACCUGAAUUGGAGGAGGAGCCUCUGUUCAAAGCAAUCCGUUUAGGUGAUGCGAGCCUGGUGAAAGCGCUGACAAUGGAUCUGGGAACCAACCUUAUGCUGCCUAGUAAACCGGGAUGGUUAGCGAUCCACCAGGCGGCGUGGUGCGGUCAGGACACCUGUCUAAGAAUCCUGCUGUCAGCUCAGCCCGGGAUGAUCAACAAGAGAACUGAGCGCGGUGAGUCUGCGCUCUUGGUUGCUGUGAGCAGAGAUCAGCUAGAGAGUGUUCAGGUGCUUCUGGAAAACGGAGUCGACCCCAACAUCCCAAAUUAUGAGAAAGAGACCCCUCUUUACAGAGCUUGUGAGAGGAACAUCCCUGCGAUGGUGGCAGCGUUGUUGAACCACGGUGCGGUGGUUAACUCUCCUUGUAUUUGGGGUUGCACUGCCUUGCAUGAAGCCUCAGGUCAAAACAACGUGGAGAUUUGUGAGAUGCUGCUGAAGGCCGGAGCUAAACACAAUCUCACCAACAUGUAUGGCAUCUCACCGCUGUUCAAUGCAGCUCAGAGCGGGCAGCUGGCGGCCCUGCGCGUCCUCCUCAAACAUGGUGCAGACAUUAAUUCUCAGGCUGCUGAUGGAGCAACAGCUCUGUACGAAGCUGCUAAAAAUGGACAUGAAGAAAUUGUGGAGUUUCUCCUCUCUCAGAACGCCAACGCCAACAUACCUGGAAAGACAGGGUUGUUACCGCUCCAUGUGGCUGCUCAGAGGGGAAGUGACAUCAUCGUCUCCAUGUUGAUCUCGGCCACAAGUAAGACCAGAGUCCGGCGGACUGGAAUUAGCCCGCUCCACCUGGCUGCUGAGCGUAACCAUGAUGACGUUGUGGAGCUUGCGAUCGAGGCAGGCUUCAACGUCAACUCUCAGCUGUCUGAAGAACGGUCGAGGCUGUACCAGGAUCGCCGCAGCACAGCACUUUACUUCUCCGUCAUCAACAACAAUAUCCACGCGGUGCACAUGCUGCUGGAGGCCGGUGCUAACCCAAACGUGGACCUGUUCAGGCCGCUGUUAGUUGCAGCGAGACAAGGCUGCAUCCAGAUUGUCACUCUGCUGGUGGAGCAUGGAGCCGACAUCAACGCCUCCCUCCCCACACAUCCCACCACCUUCCCCGCAGUCUACAUGUUCUCCAUGAAGAACCUGCCAAUGUUCAAGUUCCUGCUGGACCAUGGAGGUCCCGCCCUGUCCUGCUUCAACUGUAUCUAUGGGAUCCGACCCCAUCCAUCAAUCAAAACCACGCGUACAGUGAGGGACCUGUCUGAGACCGACAGUGUCCCCCAGCAAAGAGGCAGUGUUCAGUUCUGUGAGAUGAUUUCGGCAGCUGGUAUCCAUCGCUGGGCGGGGCCAAUCAUUGACGUCUUAUUGGACUACGUUGGUCAUGUGACCCUGUGCUCUAGAAUGAUUUAUCACCUGGACAGUUACUCUGACUGGAGCAACAUCAAGGAAAAAGCAACCCCCCCACGCCCACUGCUGCAGCUCUGCAGGGUGCAGAUUCUGCAGCUGGUUGGACAACGUUGUUUGAAGAAGUUGCCGCUGCCUGGUGGUCUGAUCCGCUUCCUGCAGCACCAGGAAGGAUCUGUGGAGGACUGCUUGCAGGAAACUUGAUGUGUUUAUCCAGUUGACUAAAGUGCUAUUGGUAUUGAUUAGUUUUUUUUAUAGUCUGUGUUGUUGUUUCCAGAGUAAAUCCAGGAUUUUAGGACACUUUCCAGGUGUUUGUAGGUUUCUCCUGUAAGAAAAGCUCCUGAUUUUCCUGCAUUAUCACUGUUCUCUUGUUUCUUUGGUACGUAAUCCUGUUGAUGCUUUUUGUGAUCUGUGGAUGAAGAUUUGCACAGACAAUCGGAAAAUAUUAACCUAGUCUCUGAAUCAAA
Molecule: messenger RNA, 4765 nt
Organism: Gasterosteus aculeatus aculeatus (three-spined stickleback)
Lineage: Eukaryota; Metazoa; Chordata; Actinopteri; Perciformes; Gasterosteidae
Product: ankyrin repeat and SOCS box protein 2
Biological process (GO): intracellular signal transduction
Cellular component (GO): cytoplasm
Molecular function (GO): protein binding
Source: RefSeq, a predicted model, not a curated record